GUACAACUGUACAUACACACUAAAAUAAAAUAAUAAAAUAUAUUAGGUGACGAAUAGCUUUUGGAUUCAAUGGCCUUUUCGUUCGAAGAACCCUAGCUCAGUUUUGUCUCCCCUGCUCAAAAUAUUUAGUGGAACUACAAGACAGAAAAGUUGAGCACCAAAGGUGGCGGCCUGUUCACUUCCUCUGUACAAUAAACGUAGUUUCAAGGCGUUCCUUGAGAAAUCUGUGAAUCAAAAUUAAUGAUUUAGAAGAAGAAUUCAAGUUCAAGCUUUUGGACCUUUGUGGCGAGUUUUAGAGCAUAUCUUUGAAAGACAAAUUGUAACUGCCAAUGGAUCAGCAAGUAAAUGGACAGCCCCAAGGUAUGGGAGUGGUGGGUAGCUCUGCUCAGAAUCCACAAAGUGUGACAUCAUAUCAAGGAAACCAAAUGACAGGACCAUCUGGCCCUGCAUCAGCUGGGUCAACUCAAUCUUCCCAAACAGCUGGACUCUUGACUUCUCCAGCUCAGAUGGCGCAACACCAACUUGCUUAUCAGCACAUUCAUCAGCAGCAGCAACAGCAAUUGCAACAGCAACUCCAGAAUUUUUGGGCAAAUCAAUAUGAAGAAAUUGACCAGGUAACAGAUUUCAAGAACCAUAGCCUGCCAUUGGCUAGGAUCAAGAAGAUAAUGAAAGCAGAUGAAGAUGUUAGAAUGAUAUCAGCCGAAGCACCAGUUAUCUUUGCCCGAGCAUGUGAAAUGUUCAUUCUUGAGUUGACGUUGCGUGCAUGGAACCACACGGAGGAGAACAAAAGGAGGACGCUCCAGAAAAAUGACAUUGCGGCAGCCAUUACAAGGACGGAGAUAUUUGAUUUCUUGGUUGAUAUUGUACCAAGAGAGGAUCUGAAAGAUGAGGUGUUUGCCUCAAUUCCCAGAGAAAGCCUCCCUGUUGGGGGUCCCGCUGAAGGGCUUCCUUACUAUUACAUGCCACCACAGCCUGCUCCACCACUUGCAGCUCCAGGGAUGUUUGUGGGGAAGCCCGUUGAUCCUGCCCUUUAUGCCCAGCAGCCUCAUCCUUAUAUGGGUCAGCAGAUGUGGCCUCAGCAACCACCACCUCCUCCAGAUUCUUAAACAGAAGUUAUUGCUGAAAAGGGCUCUCUGGAUUUCGAAAAUGCCAGCCAGAGCACUUUGAAGUGGUAGUAGACUUUCCUCGAGAUACACGAAGGGUAUGGCGUAACAAUCCUAACGUUCAUGUUGUCGACUUAAGAGGAUUGAACUCUAGUUAACAAGUCUUGUAUAAUAUGACUUUGCCCAUUUAAACUUUUUAAGUUACUAUGUUAUAAUCUAUAAAUAAUUGUGGCACUGAGAUAUAAAUCUCUUCUUGUACUUUUUCUGGAUUUUUCUUCUCUUUGGUGUAUUAUCACAUUCUAGGUCGUACUAUUUGCUUA
Molecule: messenger RNA, 1423 nt
Organism: Olea europaea var. sylvestris
Lineage: Eukaryota; Viridiplantae; Streptophyta; Magnoliopsida; Lamiales; Oleaceae
Product: nuclear transcription factor Y subunit C-9-like
Exons: 4
Coding region: 330-1106 (258 amino acids)
Biological process (GO): regulation of DNA-templated transcription
Cellular component (GO): nucleus
Molecular function (GO): DNA-binding transcription activator activity, RNA polymerase II-specific; protein heterodimerization activity; DNA binding
Source: RefSeq, a predicted model, not a curated record